This is a messenger RNA of Kluyveromyces lactis, 1074 nucleotides long. RefSeq names its product osmosensor SHO1 (gene SHO1). The coding region runs from base 1 to 1074 and encodes 357 amino acids. NCBI's taxonomy places the organism in Eukaryota, Fungi, Ascomycota, Saccharomycetes, Saccharomycetales, Saccharomycetaceae. The record is from RefSeq and is a predicted model, not a curated record. The transcript has a single exon. Gene Ontology annotation, biological process: regulation of actin filament polymerization. Gene Ontology annotation, molecular function: protein binding.
AUGGCGUUGAUUAAAGCAAGUCAAGCCCGUGCUGUAAGGGAGAAUCCGCAUGUAUCUCAUCAAUUUAACAUCUCGUCAUUUUUGGGCGAUCCUUUUGCCAUAGGCACACUUAGUAUUGCAUUGAUCUCAUGGAUCAUUGCAUUGGCGGGAUCCAUUGCUGUUGCAGCAUCUACGUCUCCAUUCCCAAGAUUUUCUUGGUGGACUAUAGUUUACGAGAUACUACUAAUGAUUACGCUUUUUAUCGUGUACUGUUUGGAUUUAGUUGACUACUAUAGAAUGUUCAUUACUUGUGCUGUUGGUAUCGCAUUCGUAUAUACUUCGAAUAGUACUAACAGUAUUGUGUACUAUGAAGGGUCCAAGAGUGGUGCAGCAGCAGCAGGAUUUAUCUUGUUAUCCAUGAUCAAUUUGGUGUGGGUGAUUUAUUUUGGUGGAGAUAAUGCAUCUCCAACCAAUAGAUGGAUCGAUUCGUUCUCACUACGCGGAAUUCGUCCUUCGGUGCUAGAGACAUCCAUGGCUAUUGCCAGAUCGCAGAGACUGCCGGUCAAACCUUCUUACCCAUACCAAUACCAGGAAGACUUGCGUUCAGCAUCUCUGCCUGAUGUCCACCACGAUGACGAAGGUGAGGGCCACAGUGGCAACAUGUAUGCGCCAGAACUUCAAUCGUCUACAAAGUAUGUGUCGUCUACAGUGCUGAACGGAUUUGAAAAUACAGAUCAUUCCUCUUCGAAACCAAACCUUGAUGUUAAUGCGCAAAAUACUGCUACACUGAAUACACAGGCCACUGGCACUUUCAUCACAGAUACCACCAAUGCCAACACAGAUACUACCAUGGGAGACACAUUAGGCCUAUACAGUGACAUUGGUGAAGAAUUAAACAGUUUCCCAUACACUGCAGAGGCUUUAUAUACCUAUCAAGCGGACCAAACUGACGCGUAUGAAAUAUCCUUCGAACAGGGCGAAAUUCUCAGGGUUGGUGAUAUCGAGGGUAGAUGGUGGAAAGCCAAGAAGUCAAACGGGGAAACAGGGAUUAUCCCAAGUAAUUACGUUAAGCUUUUGGAUGGGAAAUCACACUGA